This is a messenger RNA of Salvia splendens (bonfire salvia), 1815 nucleotides long. RefSeq lists its product as uncharacterized. The record is from RefSeq and is a predicted model, not a curated record. NCBI's taxonomy places the organism in Eukaryota, Viridiplantae, Streptophyta, Magnoliopsida, Lamiales, Lamiaceae. The transcript has 4 exons. Gene Ontology annotation, molecular function: zinc ion binding; nucleic acid binding. The coding region runs from base 1 to 1815 and encodes 604 amino acids.
AUGACAGACAACCCACUUUUCGAGGAAGAAGCUGUGGACGAGCUACAAGAUGUUGAUGACCUCGAGGAUUUGGAGGGUUUGGAGGGUUUGAAGAAGAAUGGCAUAAAGUUUACCCCGUUCAAGCUCGAGAGUAAUGAGCUUCCGUUGUGGAAGCCGGGUGAUGUUUUUAAGCAUAGAGAUUUCUUCUAUGACGUGUUGAGACAAUACGCAAUAAUGACCAGAAGACGGGUGCACGUGAAAAGAAAUGACAGCGACAAACUUCGAGCCAUUUGUAAAGGGCAAUGGUGUGAGUGGUAUGUAUACUUGAGGAAGCACGAAAUACACAACGGUCAUGAUUACGUUGUGAUGAAUAUGCAACGCGAUCACGCGCACACAUGCUCUCAGGUGUUGGAUUCGAAGUGGCUGACGGCAAAGUGGCUAGGUGAGCGUUAUAUGGAGAAGAUCAAAGGCAACUCUCACAUUCCACUUGCAGCUAUACGACAGUGUGUUGAUGAAGAUUUUGGCCUGAAGAUAGGUAGGAUGAAGGCAUAUCGGGCCAGAGAGCACGCACUGGACGACAUAUUCGGCUCUGCGGCAACCCAAUACAGAAACUUAUUCUACUACAAAGCCGAAUUGGAGCGGACGCACCCUGAUUCCAGCAUUCAUAUACAUUAUGAGAAUACGAGGGAUUCUGGCGCCGUGGGCCCGAGAUUCCUAAGGUUCUACUGCUGCCUAGGACCAUUGAAAAAGGGAUGGAUGCUAUUAAGUCGGCCAAUUAUCUUCUUCGACGCUUGUUUCUUACGAGGGAUGUACAGAGGACAACUCAUGACAGCAAUGUGGAUUGAUCCCAACAAUGGCUGGUGGCCGAUUGCUUGGGCUGUGACUGAAGUCGAGAGUUAUGUCCAGUGGAAGUGGUUCGUGGAGUACUUGUCUGGUGACCUAAACUUGCAUGCAAAUGGGCCACGAUAUGUGUUUAUUUCUGACCAACAAAAGGGGCUUGCAAAGUUGAUUGCUGAGGAAUUCCCACAAAGCGAGCAUCGCUUUUGUGUUCAGCACAUAUACAACAAUUUUAAGAAGAUAUUUGUUGGAGAAAUUUUCAAAGACCGGUUGUGGGAGAUUGCCUCGAGUACCACCGUCAAACAUUAUGUGGACAAGAUGGAUGCUUUGCAGACCGAGUAUCCCCAAGCACAUCAGUGGCUUUCUGGAGUUGCUCCCAAAGAAAAGUGGGUCAAGGAGCUUGUUGACAAGUGGUACGCGAGGGCUUCAUCGUGGAGGGCUACAUGGAACGGACAGUCUUCGUACCAAGUAACUGGGCCGUCUGGCCAAUAUGUUGUCAACAUGCGUGAUUUCACAUGCUCCUGUAGAUUGUGGCAGCUAACCAGAAUCCCGUACACGCAUGCUAUUGCAACAAUCAACAAGAAUGGCGACGACGUGACGCGAUUCGUCUCCCGAUAUUAUUUGAAGUCAACAAUGAUCAUGCUGUACGAGAAUGUCCUUUACCCCAUCAAUGGGGUAGACAAUUGGCCCAAGUCUACUUUUGAUGGUGCGUUGGAACUGGCGCCCCCGCGGACAAAGCGACAGCGUGGUAGGCCGAAGAAACGAAGACGUGAGGAGCCCCAGAUUCGUCUUCAUGCGGACGGAGGUGAGUCAUUGCUCCGCACCUUCUUAAUGAAAUGUUGGCGGUGCAGUCAAGAAGGUCAUAAUAAGAGGACAUGCAUCAAUGAUCCUCGGACAGAUGCCCGUUCUCAGGUUGGGGAGACUUCGCAGCACAACGGGUCGCGUGAAAGUGGUGAGAGUACUUUGCCUGAAUCGUCAAAUAAUUGUCGAGAGGCAUAG